Ambispora gerdemannii is the source of this 372-nucleotide messenger RNA. Lineage: Eukaryota; Fungi; Glomeromycota; Glomeromycetes; Archaeosporales; Ambisporaceae. The record is from the annotation of a GenBank genome assembly.
AUGUUUAUCCAAUACACUAUUGUUAAUACUGAACUAGUCUAUAUAAUUACACCCGAUGCCUUUGGUGAACUUAUAUUUCUUAUGGAGUUCAAAGGAUCUUCGAUUUUUACAGUUGGUCCUGGAGUUGAUUACCAGGUUGAAGUCGGGAAUUCCAUUGAUCAAGUUCAACUUCUCAACUUGCUGAUUUGCAUGAAAAAGGUUUAUUUAACUAUCAUCCUUAGAAGACAAGAUUGCGACUCUUUGGCAAUCGUCCAUUAUUAUUUGGAAGGCUCGUCAAAAUUUUCUGACUUGGAGAAACAUGGAAUUCUGAAGCUUAAAUAUAAAUCUGUUGAGGAAUUUCAUUUAGCUCUUCGACAAGCAUUUCACCAAUAG